Molecule: messenger RNA, 9545 nt
Organism: Nerophis ophidion (straightnose pipefish)
Lineage: Eukaryota; Metazoa; Chordata; Actinopteri; Syngnathiformes; Syngnathidae
Gene: myo1ca
Product: myosin Ic, paralog a
Exons: 32
Coding region: 499-3636 (1045 amino acids)
Biological process (GO): actin filament organization; vesicle transport along actin filament
Cellular component (GO): microvillus; myosin complex; cytoplasm
Molecular function (GO): microfilament motor activity; actin filament binding; ATP binding
Source: RefSeq, a predicted model, not a curated record
CAGGAUCGUCUUAAGUUUUUUCAAUGUUUUGUUACUCUCUCAUUUGGAGCUGCUCGCAACAUUUUCCACUCUGUUUCUUUGGCACAGCAUUUGCAUUAUCCACAGCAGCAUACUUUCCCAUGUUUUUUUGUUUUUUUUCAAACUACUUGUGACGUGUGCGUGGAGUUCUUGCCCUUGUUUCAUGCUGCUCAGUUUAGAGAGAGGCAGAUGGGGCUUUGGAGAGGCUGACAUAUAGUUGAGCCCUUAAAGGGGAAGGCGAAUCCAAGAUUUUUAAACAAGAGGAGUGUUUUUGUAUCCUCACAUGCAGGGGAUUGCCAAGCAGGACGUGGAGAAAGGCUGAGAGAAGGUGAAAAAGGAGAGAGAAGCUGUCUUGCUCUGUCGCCCUCGGGCAAAUUGAAUGAAAGGUUGCCGUUGAGGAGUCUGCCUGACACGGGAGGAGGAGCUGCAGCCCAGGGGGGAACCUACACUUCAUCCUUCUUCAAGCAACUACAGCACAGUAUGAGGUACCAAGGCAGGGAGGUGGACAUUGAAGGAAGGGUGCGUUUGGUGAUGGAGAGCACCCUUACGGCCCGUGACAGGGUUGGUGUGCAGGACUUUCUCUUGCUAGAGAACCACAACAGUGAGGCAGCCUUUAUAGAGAACCUGCGGCGGCGCUUCGGAGAAAACCUCAUUUAUACAUACAUCGGAUCAGUGUUGGUGUCAGUCAACCCUUACAAAGAGCUGGAGAUUUACUCCAAGCCACAGAUGGAACGCUACAAAGGGGUCAGCUUCUAUGAAAUAUCACCUCACAUCUACGCGGUGUCAGACAACACCUUCCGGGCCAUGAAGACCACAUGGAGGGAUCAAUGUAUUCUUAUAUCAGGUGAGAGUGGUUCGGGAAAAACGGAAGCUUCCAAGAAGAUCCUCCUCUACUAUGCUGUCACCUGUCCCACUCAUGAUCACAUGACCACCCUUGGAGACCGCCUACUUCAGUCCAACCCUGUUCUGGAGGCCUUCGGCAAUGCAAAAACACUAAGGAAUGACAACUCCAGUCGGUUUGGAAAAUAUAUGGAUGUUCAGUUUGACUUCAAGGGAGCACCAGUUGGUGGCCACAUCCUUAAUUACCUGCUGGAGAAAUCUCGGGUAGUCCACCAAAAUCACGGAGAAAGAAACUUCCACAUCUUCUACCAGCUUCUAGAUGGUGGGAGCAAUGACCUGCUUCAGACGCUUGAUCUUGAACGAAACCCUCAGAACUACCAAUAUCUGGUUAAGGGAAGCUGUUCCAGAGUAAGCUCUGUGAGUGACAAGAAUAAUUGGAAAGUAGUGAUGAAUGCCCUGCCUGUUAUUGGCUUCACAGAGGAAGACAUACAGAAUGUGUUGAACAUCAUUGCCAGCAUUCUCCAUCUGGGAAACACUCUGUUUGGAGAGGGAGAGGAAGGUGAGGCGCACAUUACCACUGAGACGCCAUUAGCGAAUGUUGCAAAGCUGCUCUGUGUUGAUGCCUCAGUUUUGAGCAAUGCUCUUACUCACAAGAAGCUCAUCACCAAGGAGGAGGAGGUGAUCAUCCCACUGAACUUUGAGCAGGCAAUGUCAGCCAGAGACGCCCUAGCCAAAGCCGUCUAUGGUCGUACUUUCACUUGGUUGGUGGAGAAGAUUAACCAAUCGCUUGCUCUGAAGGAUGACAUGUACCACAGCAAUAAAGCCUUCCCCGUCAUAGGGCUUCUAGACAUCUAUGGCUUUGAGGUCCUAGAGCACAACAGUUUUGAGCAGUUCUGCAUCAACUACUGCAGUGAGAAGCUCCAGCAGCUCUUUAUUGAGCUCACUCUCAGAUCUGAGCAAGAGGAAUACACAACAGAGGGGAUAGCAUGGGAGAUUGUGCCAUACUUUGACAACAAGAUCAUUUGUGACCUGAUAGAGGAGAAGCACAAGGGUAUCAUUUCCAUUUUGAACGAAGAGUGCCUGAGACCCGGAGAAACGAGUGAUGCCUCAUUUUUAGAGAAAUUGGAGGACACACUUGGCAACCAUCCCCAUUUUGUCACUCAUAAGCUGGCAAAUGGGAAAACUCGGAAGGUAAUGAGUAGAGAGGAGUUCAGGCUGCUGCACUAUGCUGGGGAAGUCAACUACAAUGUCAACGGUUUCCUCGACAAGAACAAUGACUCUAUGAACAGGAACCUAAAAGAGGUCAUGUGCCAUUCAGACAACCAGAUCAUAAGUCACUGCUUCUCCAGAGAGGAAGUGACGGACCAGAAACGCCCGGAGAUGGCUGCCACUCACUUUAAAAACAGCCUGUUGAAACUCAUGGAGAUCCUCAUGACCAAAGAGCCAUCAUAUGUGCGCUGUAUUAAACCUAAUGAUGCCAAGCAGCCAGGGCACUUUGAUGAAGUUCUUGUCAGACAUCAGGUGAGGUACUUAGGCCUGAUGGAAAACCUGAGGGUCAGAAGAGCUGGCUUUGCCUACAGACGCAGCUUUGAAGCCUUCCUGCAAAGGUACAAGCCUCUGUGUCCUGAGACAUGGCCCAACUGGGAUGGUAGGCUUGAAGAUGGUGUGGCCACACUGGUAAACUACCUGGGCUACCAACCAGAAGAGUACAAACUUGGCAGGUCCAAAAUAUUCAUCCAUUUGCCCAAAACACUUUUUCUAACUGAAGAUGCACUACAAGCCAAAAAACCAGAGAUAGCUUUGACCCUGCAGACAUCGUGGAGAGGCUACAGAGAGAGAGCCAAAUACAAACGCAUCAGACAUGCAAUCAUAGUGAUUCAGUCUGCGUGGCGAGGGAUGAAAGGACGCCGGAGGGCAAGGAGGCGCAGACAGGCUGCUGAGUUGAUACGCAGGUUCAUAAAAGGCUUCAUCUAUCGUCAUGAGGACUACUGCCCGGAAAAUGAAUACUUCCUGGAUCAUGUGCGCUACUCCUUCCUCAUUAAGCUUAGCAAACACCUACCCACAAGUGUUUUGGACAAAAGCUGGCUGGCAUCUCCUCCCUCUGUGACUGAGGCCUCGGAGCACCUCUGGAAACUGCACAUGCGAAACAUGGUCAUGAAGUAUUGCAACGGGAUCCAGCCCGAAUGGAAAAAUCAAAUGACGCAAAAGGUGGUUGCCAGUGAGAUCUUCAAGGAUCAGAAAGAGAACUAUCCUCAGAGCGUUGGCAGGCUGUUUUUGGACACCAGGAUUGAACAUGAUCAGAUCAAUCUGAAAGUUCUCCAGACACUCGGCAGUGACAAAGUACAGUAUGGCGUCCCAGUCACAAAGUACGACAGAAGAGGUUUCAAGCCUCGAUCUCGGCAGCUGCUGCUCUCUAACACCUUUGCUGUGCUGGUUGAGAAGACCAAGAUCAAGCAGAAGAUCGACUACGCUUCUCUCGGAGGUAUCUCUGUGAGCUCUCUCAGCGAUGGAAUGGUUGUUCUGCACAUGCCCACUGAGGACAACAAGCAAAAGGGUGAUGUGCUGCUGCACUGCAACCAUGUGAUAGAGCUAGUGACAAAACUAGCCCUUAUAGCCCGCAUGUUAAACUAUAUCAACAUCAAGCCUGGAAGUAUUAGGUAUGCAGGGGCUCGAGGCACCGAGGGAAUUGUAGAUUUCGUCAGGGGCUCAGAGCUGAAGGUGGCCAAAGGCAAAAGAGGACAUCUGUUAGUGACUGCUCCUCGGAUCAACACCACAUGAAGAAGCACAAUUCAACCAAAUGUUAACUAACACUUUUCGCUUACUGAAGGGUUAAGCUUUACUGUCACCACAAAUGCAGCAUGUGUAUUGUAAAACCCUAAUACACGCAUACCAUAUUUCCUCAUAUAGUGACCAGGGGUUUACCGUGCGUCUAUUUGAGAUAUGGCAAUUUAAAAAGGGGAGACCGAUAUAUAGUAUUUUGUUAGUAUUGAAAUGUUUUUUACAAAUUCGAUAACAUCAAACAUCAAGGAUUCGAAUAAUCUCAGCAAUUCCAACAGCACUCUUCCUAAUGUCACAAGAUAGAGCCGCCAGUGCUGAUAGAUGGGGGAGCCUAGAAGAACAACACAUGCUCCCAUUUCAGAGUUUUCCAAAAGUCUCCACCAUAUUUAUUGCUAAAAAAAACAAUGAUUUUACCCACUGAAGCCCCCCACGCUCCGGCACGGCCGUUAUAAUAGGUUUAUGAGCAAGGGCGAACACUCAGCUCCAAAUAUAUUUGCCACAACCAAUCGUGUAAAAGUAACUCACUAGCUUUCUUCAGAUCACCUUAUUUUGCCCGUCAACCAUAAUCCUUAUGUGAGACAAUAACACACGUCGGUCCUUUUUCUGUAAAUUCUAAGUCGUUAAAAACUGCUAAUAAAAGGCGGCUAAGAAUACGGAUAAUUGGAAUUAAUCGUUUCCAAAAGGCCAGACAACGCUCUAUUUACAUGCUGUGACCUACGUAUUAACCAAGCUGCCGCGACAUUAUUGUAAGAGAUAACACAGAGGAACUACUUUUGUAGUGUAGCGACAAGUCGCCUUGCUCACACUGCUCCUCUGACCACGAGCAAAUAGAAUAGAAUAGAAUAGAAUAUAUCUUUAUUGUCAUUGUACAUUGUACAACAAAAUUGUAUUCAAAACUAAUUCAGUGCAAAUUCAUAACACAUAAAAACAUAAGAACAUUGAUAAAUAGAUAAAAAUACACAAAAUUCAUAAACAUACCAAGCAUACAGCUCACAUGCACAGUCAUUUUUGUCAUCUUGUGUUCAGCGACACUAUUGCUCUCGGAUAAAAAGUGUUCUUAAAUUGGUUUGUCUGGCAUUUUAUUGUCCUAUAUCUCCUGCCUGAGGGCAUCAGUUCAAAAAGUUUAUGUCCAGGGUGAGAUGGGUCCUUUAUUAUGUUUUGGGCCUUUUUGAGGCACCUGGCACUGUACAGUUCAUCUAGGGAGGGGAGAGAGCAGGCAGUGAUCUUCAUGGCAGUAGUAAGUAGUUAGCUCCUACCUAAUACCUAGCUUGAGGUGCUAAGAGCGUUAGUUGCGACCCGCGACCUACUGCUCUACUGCUUUUGAGUUAGUAAAAAAAAUCAUGCAUCUCACCUGUAUGGUAGAAGGUUGUGGCACCAAGCUGGGAAGUUGGUCAACUUUGUAAAUCCACACGCUACUAACUUGAUACUAUAUGGCCCUAAACUUAGCUUUCAGACCAAAGCAACAUCACGAGGAAGUGAGGAUUAUUCUGAAUUAAGUAUCUCAAGGUUUACAUAAGUGCUGAAAGAUACAACCAUCCCAUUAGACGGCAUCCAAGUGAGAGCGAAUAUUGUAAGUCACCAUACUUGCCAACCUUGAGACCUUCGAAUUCGGGAGAUGGGGGGGUGGGUUGAGGUGGUGGUGGGGGGGGCGGGGUUGAGGUGGGCGGGGUUUGGUGGUAGCGGGGGUGUAUAUUGUAGCGUCCCGGAAAUGUUAGUUGCAAGGGGCUCUGGGUAUUUGUUCUAUUGUGAUUAUGUUGUGUUACGGUGCGGAUGUUCUCUCGAAAUGUGUUUGUCAUUCUUGUUUGGUGUGUGUUAACAGUGUGGCGCAUAUUUGUAACAGUGUUAAAGUUGUUUAUACGGCCACCCUCAGUGUGACCUGUAUGGCUGUUGAUGAAUUAUGCCUUGCUUUAACUAUGAGUAUUUUUAAAAGCUGCAUGUAUUCUGUGACCGGGCCGACACGCUGUUUGUACGGAGGAAAAGCGGACGUGACGACAGGUUGUCGAGGACGCUAAAGGCAGUGCCUUUAGGGCACGACCCCAAUUUUGUUUGUCCGGUUGGAAAUCGGGAGAAAUUCGAGAGAAUGGUUGACUUUGAAGUUAUUCGGGAGGGGCACUGGAAAUCGAGAGUCUGGAGGGUUGGCAAGUAUGAGUCAUUGUUUUAUGUUCUUAUUUGAAAUGUUUAGCAAUAUUGUUACUAGGGCUGGAUUGUCAGGCUUGAACAAAAGGAUUGGACUCAGAUGCAGAGUAGGGAUACUUUGUCAGGCUUUUAUUUUAACGGCUUUCACCUCCAGAGUCAGGGUAAUACACUAUCUACAAUAACCAACUGUCGGCAAAAAAAGUUCCAAAAAAACGAACAACCGAGAAUCACUCCUGAAAGGAGAAAAACACAAAAACAAAGACAAACUAUAAUUUGCACUGUAUCUGCUAUAAAACUUAAUAGAAAACACUCCAAUAGGAGGAAGAAACAAAGGCUAUAAAAAAUGUUUACACUUACUUUAAUCUAAUAAAGGUUAACAAAAAAUCACCCAAAAACCUGAGAAAAGAAAGAAUCGUAAGAAAAAAUUAUAACUCACCACUUAGGCUAAAAAAACUAAAUAACAAAAAAUCACUCUGCUGAGGAGGAGAAAAGUCAAACUCAAAAUACCAACGAAGGAAUUCAGGAUCAAGGAAUACAAAUGCGGGACGAGGCAAGGCAUGAACAUGGACGCAAGAAAGGCACGACAACUCGAGACAAUCUGGCACAGAACCAGGGGAGGCGUGGACUUAUAGGACACAUGAGGGUAAUUGGGAAACAGGUGGAAACAAUCAGGGGUCAGGGAUGACGUCAGACUGAUGAUACAAAAGGAAGGGCAAGUGAUCUGAAACAAGAGGAGUUACUUUUCAAAGAAAAACAUGCAAUUCACAAGACAAUAGAAACCAAGACAAGACAUCCCUCACCGCGGUGUGACAUGGAUGAUUUAGGCCAUAAAUAAAAUAUGGGGACGGCGUGGCGCAGUGGGGAGAGUGGCCGUGCGCAACCCGAGCGUCCCUGGUUCAAUUCCCACCUAGAACCAACCUCGUCACGUCCGUUGUGUCCUGAGCAAGACACUUCACCCUUGCUCCUGAUGGGUGCUGGUUGGCGCCUUGCAUGGCAGCUCCCUCCAUCAGUGUGUGAAUGUGUGUGUGAAUGGGUAAAUGUGGAAGUAGUGUCAAAGCGCUUUGAGUACCUUGAAGGUAGAAAAGCGCUAUACAAGUACAACCCAUUUAUCAUUUAUUAUUUACAUCUUUUUCUCUGAAAACUCAUUUUUCUAUAACGAUUUACAUUUUUGGGUAAAAAUUACAAAGGAUAACAGAAAUUGUUGCUGAAAUCAUUAUCUUAUUUAAAAUGAAAUUGGCUAAUAAAAUGCUAUACAUACCGUAUAUCUAAAGACAAAUCCUUAUUAGUUUUUGGUUUUAACAUUUUAGCUUUUCCACAUUACUCUAUGCUUUUUUGCUGGGGUUUUAUUUUUAUUUCUACAAUGUGCUGCCGGUCCAUAAAAACGCUGUUUCCCACAAAUGGUCCAAGAGCCACAUAAUAGGUUUAAUUAUUUCACCAAGAGGGCAACGUGUUGCCAUAUAACAUAAUGACGUCUCCAAGCUGCGUGUUGAAGUUCUUGGCACUUAUGGAAGUGAUUUUCUUCUGCAGAUUUUCUGUGUGGUGGUACUUGUAGAGUAACUACAUUACCCUGAAGUCUUUGCGGUAGAGUGUAACCGGAAGUAUGAACAAAAGUAGUAGUAGAGAUACUGUAGAGCAAGGAGCAAGUACGAAUAUCCUGCAGAUUUGAAAAAAGUUCCUAUUCUACUUAAAGCUGCCUUUACGUUACUGACAGAAACAAGCAAAAAACAUAACUUUCUGCAUGCCUCGCAACAUAUUUGUAUGCACGCUCUAUAGGCUUGUGGAAGUGGAUAUCCGCUGACACGGCAAAUACUUCACUUUUGAUGACCACUUUCAUUUGAUUACCAAAUAAAUGCACAACGCAAGCAACACUUCUCUCUUUUACUUUAUUUCAUCCAUCCAUCUAUUUUCUAUUGCAUGUUGUAAAUGUUACAUUUGCAAAAUUGACGCCACAGAUUCUUCUGGUGCAUCUUCUCUGGCAGGGCAGGUGUAUAUGCUGUGUGUUUCGCCACACUUCAAUUUGGGAGAAUUUGGAGGCGCCAGUGAGUUUAUUUGUGUGUGUGUGUGUGUGUGUGUGUGUGUGUGUGUGUGUGUGUGUGUGUGUGUGUGUGUGUGUGUGUGUGUGUGUGUGUGUGUGUGUGUGUGUGCGUGUGUGUGCGUGUGUGUGUGUGUGUGUGUGUGUGUGCGCGCACUGCAAAAAAAAGAGCUGACAAAAACUGAUAUAAAAAAAUAGAUUCUAGUAAAAAAAAAUACUAAAACCUAGUAAAAUUAUUCGUCCAUGCAGCUAGUUAAUUUUUCUUAUUAAGGCUUGCUAAAUUAAGAUUUGUAUAUCAGGAAAUUAGCAGGAUUUGUAGGAUAGAAAUGGCCAUUUUAUUCCGAAAUCAAGCAUUAGUCAACCUGCAAUUCUUAAAUUAAGCAUCCUCGCGAUGUUGCAGAAUCUUUAAAAAAGAUUUUCUAUGUCUGGAAAACCAAAAUAUCUUACUUGAAUAGUUGUUUUCUCAAUUUUAAAAUUUUUAGACCACAAUACACAAAUAGAAAUUAUUCAUGCUAAAAUUAAGAUUAUGAUGUAAAUUACAUGACUAAAAUCUGUAGAUAUUUAUAGAAAUACAAUUUAGAAUCUUAGCAAGUCGCAAAUAAUUUGCAAUGUGUGUGUGUGUGUGUGUGUGUGUGUGUGUGUGUGUGUGUGCAUGCGUGCGCAUAUUAGUGUGUGGGUGAAGUGUGCUCUUGCAGGGAGGAGGAACCUCACAUGGAGGAGCAAAACAUAAUAGAGAGGUACUUUGAUUUCAACCAUUUUCUUUAUUAUUUAGCAAUGUCAUAAUUAUUUUUGCGGAUUAGGAUUAAAACCAAAUAAUCAUGCAGCUUUAAGUGCAACAUGAUAACGCUCCAAGACUCUCAUUAAGUCUGCAAAUAGUUGUAGCAAACACAGAAAGUGCUUGCCAUGUUUUUGUCAUUGACGGAAGUGGAGUUUGUUGCUAUGCACUCAGUGAACUUACCCAGGGAAAAAAAUUAUCGUAAUGCUUUUAAUGAUCAAAGUACUGUAAAUAUGACAUGUUAUUCUGAAUGUUGCUACAUUACAUACAUACUUAAAAGAUGUACGGGUAUCUAAAAUGGUGUUGGAGGGAUUUUUAGAGCGCCUUAUAGGCGUAGUACUGUAGAUCAGUGGUUGUCAAACUUUUUUCACCAAGUACCACCUCAGAAAAAAAUGUGUCUCUCCAAGUACCACCAUAAUGACCAACAUUAAAAUACAGUAGCAAAGUAGUAGAAGUAUUCAUUAAGUAAGUAUAGUAUGUGCAUCAGGUAUGUUUAAUAUUUUGGCCACUGCAACAUCACACACAGUUUGAAAAGUAACACAGUUCUUUAAUCAGUCACUUCUGUAGAUCGUAUCACUAUUACCUGCAUCGUAACAGCAGUUGUUUACUAUUUAAAAUGCACAGAAAAGGAUUGUGGAUAAUGGCCAAAAUACCUAAAAAAAAGUGCGGUUUCACUUUGAAUGUUUACUUGCUUUUUCUUUUUUUAGUACCUUUAUACAGUUUAGCUUUACAAAAAUGCCGCGUGUGCUCUGUAGGUGGUAAAAAAAAGUAUAUCGUGACUGAGUCCGUUGUAUGUUGGGGUACACAAUUAAUUGAGGCGUCUGUAGGAGUCAAGGCCACUAUUUGAGGAAAUGACAUAAUUGUGUUUAGAAUAAUACAUGGAGUCAUCACAUGUUUGAUCUUUUUAUUGACAGCCUUAUACAAACAUAUGUUUACUCUAUAAAAUAAUAAAUAUGCAAAACACUA